ACAUGGCCGGACUGAUCUACGACCUGGAGACUCUCGACAUUAAAGACAUCAAGCGCCUGUUCGGCUGCUCCCACGAUCGCGCUCACGAGCUGUUCGAGGCGACGCUGCGCGAGCAGAACUGUCCGUUCGUGAGCUUCAGCUGCCGCGACCACGCCGAGUACGAGUCGGGGGAGUGUCAGCGGCUGGACAAGGCGACCAUCGGCCGCAUGGGCAUGGAUAGCGUCCGCUUCAACCUCAGCGGCUCCUACUACCUGGAGACCACGGACGACAAGGGCGCCUUCUGCAUGCACUACCUGGAGGUGCUGAUCCAGCUCGGGGAUGACCAGGAGGAGAUACACGGCAACAUCAUCUUCGUCAUCGAGAGUGGCGGCGCGACGUCGGACCUGCUGCCUGGCUGGAGUUCGGGAACAGUGAUGACCCCGGGAGUUGAGAUCCGCACGACGCUCCACUCGCCGGUCGACCCUAGUGACCUGGCUUCGCUCCACUUGACCUGGCACGCGCAGGGCAGCGGCGGCCCGCGGGUCCUGCGGCCGGCGCGGCUGAGGGUGCGCCGUGUGGACGCCGAGCUCCGGGUCACGACUGACGAGCUGUGCGGCGACGCGGCUGAGGUCAGCGAUAAGGAGACGGUGGCGUUCCGGCCGUGUGCACCGGCAGGUCACUGA
Pollicipes pollicipes is the source of this 662-nucleotide messenger RNA. RefSeq names its product endothelial lipase-like. Gene Ontology annotation, molecular function: lipase activity. The transcript is spliced from 4 exons. Gene Ontology annotation, biological process: lipid catabolic process. The coding region runs from base 3 to 662 and encodes 219 amino acids. The record is from RefSeq and is a predicted model, not a curated record. NCBI's taxonomy places the organism in Eukaryota, Metazoa, Arthropoda, Thecostraca, Pollicipedomorpha, Pollicipedidae.